Messenger RNA from Penicillium brasilianum, 2128 nucleotides. NCBI's taxonomy places the organism in Eukaryota, Fungi, Ascomycota, Eurotiomycetes, Eurotiales, Aspergillaceae. The record is from the annotation of a GenBank genome assembly.
AUGGAGAGGAAGUUUGUUUGCGGCCUGCUGUACGGAGUACGGAGUAUACUUUGGGGGGGGGAACUGGCCUGAGGCGGCCGUGUCGAUAACUUGAUUGCGCUUAUCGUCACUUUUGUUGCUUCUCGUCACUUCAUCAUAUCCUGACUUCGACUCCACCCUACUGUCUCCAUACCACAUGGCCUAGCCUCCUUACUCUCCCAAUGUGUGAUUUCAUGGUCGGCCUUUCCCCCGAUCUAUAAUGACCGCGCCGGCAUCCUCCACGCCUCGAGGCACAGCCCCGACCUCGUCCACGUCCGCGCCCGCGUCCUCCCCGCUCACCGCGUCGGUGAUCAAGUUUCGCUGCCUCUACACACACGAUCUACGCCGAAAGUCUAAACGCUGGCAGGAUGGCUAUCUCCGAUACCACGCGUUUAACAAACGCGUUAUGGUAUACGAUGAAACCGGGAAUUACAUCGGAGAUCACCAUUGGCGGUCCAAUGACGAGGUACAGGACGGCGACGAAAUGGAGCUGGAUAAAGGGGCGUUGAUCCAAGUUGGUGAGCGCAUGGGAAGCACCCAGACGGAUCUUACCAAUCUGCUUGAGAAACGCAAGUCGACUCAGGGUUCCCCGCAGGCGAAUGAUCCCGCAUCCCAGACACCGCGUGCCUCAGCACCUAUCCGAUCCUCAGGAUCAUCACAGCCGUUCCGCUCGUUGAAUGAGCUAUUAGGAAUCAAGAAGACCCCGAUUGGUCAUUUGGUCUCACCGUAUGAAGAACGACAUCCCCCGACGCCGGCUGCAAAUGUCCUUGAGUCGUCCGAACGAGCACCGAAACGACAAAAGGUUUCCUUGGUAGAGAAGGCGCCUGUGAACAAGCGGAAUACUCAGUCGCAGGUUGUGGAUCUGACAAUUCAGGACGAUGAGCCUCCGGUGACCAGAGCGCCAAACGUUGCCCAAGGGCGGACAACACCUCGUGCACACGGGGAAGCAGAACCGCCUAGGAAUCACCUGGGACCGAAGAAUCAAGCUUCAUCGGUGGUUCGAUCCCCAAAUGUGGCAAAGGAAUCAGAUUCAGCGAGAUCCGACAUCUCCAUAUUCGCUCACCCUGUUUCCCCACCCCCGAAUGCAUCGAGAACCCAGCCUCCAAAGCCCGUGCCCCUUGUCGCCCCUAGCAACUCACGAAGUGAACAGAGCGAAGCCCGUAAAACCGCGAAUACUGCGACCAAAGCAAAAUCACGAGAAAGUCCACGAGAGACACCACGGCAAGCAGCACGGCCUCAACAAGGCUUGGGACAAAGAAAGCCAACUCUUCCAGAGGAUAUACCACAAAAAGGGACAGAGUCACCAAAUCCAGUACGAUCUGAUCAACCGACAUUUGCGAAACCAGCCUUGCCAUCCUGGCUGGAAUCAUAUAGGAGCCGACCUUCACGGCCAAUGCCGCCUACAGCUGCCAAAGACGGACGGAGUGAACAGUCUGAAGAUGGCAAAGUCGACAGUGGCGUCGUUCCCCCCACGGAUAAGUCGACGCCCAACUUACCUAGAGGCCCGGUCAAUACUCUGCGUAUGUCGAGUGGGAAACCACGCCGGAAGUUGAUGUACAGCGCAUUGCUACCCGGCGAUGCAUCGCAGAGCUCAACGCCGGGGCUGUCCUCAUCCUCGCCUGGGAGCCAAAGUCGAUCGAUACUCAAACCCGACGAGUCCCAACCUGCUGCGGCUCGGCUCCGGGAGAUUGAGUCUACGAGUGCAGAGUUCAUGCCUUCUGACUCCACUCAAUUCAUUCUGGACGAGAUGACAGCCCCAUGCCCGGAGACCGAUCUUGCACGAAAGACAAGUAAUCCGGCCAGUAUUCACCAAAAUCCAACCCUGCAGAGAAAACUACCAACGAAGAGAGCUCUUGAUGCGCCUUUCCGCAAAUCCCUCUCAGACCCGACUGCCUUGACAAAUGUCCAGACGCGACCGACAUUGACCCGGAGUGCACUGAGUGCAGUUCCUGAGCAACAGGAGCAUGCUGAAGCAGGUCCCUGGACGUCCGAGGCAUUAGACUUGUUUGACUUUUGGCCACCUGGACGGCCGAAACCUAAUUGCGCAGAUUAGGGCAGGAUCAUGCUUCCUGCGUGUUGAUCUGUGUUCCAUCAUUAUACCCCCCCCCCC